Molecule: messenger RNA, 2316 nt
Organism: Mycotypha africana
Lineage: Eukaryota; Fungi; Mucoromycota; Mucoromycetes; Mucorales; Mycotyphaceae
Exons: 2
Coding region: 344-2167 (607 amino acids)
Cellular component (GO): RNA polymerase II transcription regulator complex
Molecular function (GO): transcription cis-regulatory region binding; DNA-binding transcription activator activity, RNA polymerase II-specific
Source: RefSeq, a predicted model, not a curated record
AAUGUGAACAAUUUUAUAAUAGAGUGUGUCUUCAAUCGCAUUUGAAAGUAGCAUCACAUUUCGUAUGAUGGGAAUAGUAUUGCAUACACUGAUUUUAGCUGGUUAGAAAUUUGAAGUAGACUUAUACACUGUUAACUCUGGAAUUGAGCAAAUCCGGGACAUUCUUCCUGAAAAGGAAACAACUUACGUACGUCCUAGCCAAAAGCUGGAUCAAUCGGUAUUUGAAAAUAUUUCUACUAAAUAUUAAAAGCCUUUCUGUGCUUUUUUUUUCCCAAAUCAUUGAAGGUUUUAACUCCUUCAGUUAUUUGUUGCUAUUGCUCUUCAUAUCAAGGCUGAUUUUGAGAUGGAGCAAUUGAAUUUUGAUUGGAUGAGUAAUGAUAACACAUUAAUGGAUACACUCGCUACUAUCGCAAACAGUGGUCCUGAAGGAAUUAAUCCCGUUGUUGAUACAUCUACCAACGGCGUGGACUUGAAAGUUUUGGAUUUUCUUAAACAAGGAUCUGAAAACGGAACGAACAGUUCAAAUAUUACUACGAACAAUGCAUCAACACUAACUUCACAACAUCAACCCACCAUGCAACCUCUGUUUCAAGAAAUUCCUUCUUCAAGUCCACCUCCAUCACAAAGUGCUCCACCCAGUACUAAAGACAUUAGCCCUUCCUAUGGAAAGGUAUCGACUGAUUCAACCUCAUACAAGCAUGGUGUAUCAUACAUUCAACAUAACAAUAAGUUUGUUAUAGUAGCACCAAGCUUUAAUUCUAACGUGAAUAAUAAGCCAGCACUGAAACGAACUAAAUUUAAGGAACCGAUAUUUGUCACGGAAUCGCCUCAAAGCUACAGAAACCGUAUAAAGAUCAACACUAACAGCAGUGGCGAUGAUAACUCGGAUGACGAAGCGACCACAAACAUGAAUAGUUCGACUUCAUCUACACUAAAAUCAAUGACACCCAAAGAGAGAAGACAGUGGAGAAACAAGAUUUCAGCAAGAAAUUUCAGAGUCAGAAGAAAGGAGUAUCUGUCACAAUUAGAAGAAAGAGUUGAAGAGCAGGAUAAGAUAAUUGCGGAUCUUAAGAAAGAGAAUGACGAUCUACGUAAAGUUAAUGCAGAGUUAUUAAAACAGUUGUUCAUAAAACCUGUCUCUCCGCCAACAUCCACAGGAGACGAAGCAAUGUUGAGUUAUACGUCUGUUUCCGGUUCAGAAAGUCAAGAGCAACAGUCGCCAAAUUCUAAUUCAUCCGUUUCUCCAUUUACACUUGACAACUUAUAUGAUUUCACGCAUCUUGAACAGCAACCGCCAUCAUUAGAGACACAAACGCAACAAGCGACCUUACCAUCCGUGGCUCCCCAAAUGACAAAUCCGGAGAAUUUAUUCUUCCUUCAUCAUGCUGCUAUGCCUGAUUGGGAUUUACCUCGUAUUUUAGGCGACAAAGUCAACAUAGUUGAUAAAGAACAGCAUGAGAGAGAGGUCGCUCAACGACUUAUGCGCGACUAUCCUCUUUUAGCACCUGCAUUGAUUUCUUUGGUGUUACAUCACACUGUUUCAAUGGAAUAUGUUGCUAACCUUGCCAAAGAGUUUUCUAACGGGUUGGAAACAGAAGUUUUCAGUAAAAGUGACGAUGAUCAGGAUACUUUACUCGGGGAUGAUGUGGAUGAUUUGAAGAACAAACUGGACUCUUUACAUAUCAUGGCAACAGAAAGGCAGACGUUCAGAAAAAAUAGCCUGCAGAACGACACUAAAGCAAGUAAGAAUAUCAAGGCUGAGCAAACAUCGACAUUGGAAAAGAAAGAUCCUUCAGACGAAGAAUUGGUCCGUAAAAUGUUGACAGAACACUUCCAAUACUAUGUGUUUUUACGAGCUACGGGCAUGUCUCAUGACGAAAUCAUGGAACGAAAUAGACCCUGCCUUUUAGGCGACACAUCCCAUUGUAGGACGAAAAUGAGCAAACUCAAGCUCGGGCUAAAACAGGAAAAUAAGAAGAGCUUCCAAACUAUACAGAGUUUUUCGCGUGUCGCAGGCGAGCUAUUGAAAAAUCCUCAACGUAUGACUCAUGUUCGGGCAAUCCUUAGGAAAGAAGUGUGCUCUAAACAAACUAGACAAGCGGUACAAGCAAUGGAUGGUUCUAAAAUACCGAUCUCACCAUCAAAAACCCUUCGCAUCGCACAUUAAGUACUCUUAUUGUUGCAUACUUAUCGAUUGUAAACUCAUCAUGUAAAUAUUAUACCAUCUGUUCAUUUUAACUUAUUAUAAUUUAUUCUUCCGUUUUUGCUCUUCAUUUGGUUUUUCAUAUUCUUCUCAAUAAAAUGUUCACUUCUUGU